Orycteropus afer afer is the source of this 693-nucleotide messenger RNA. RefSeq names its product transmembrane protein 247 (gene TMEM247). The coding region runs from base 1 to 693 and encodes 230 amino acids. Gene Ontology annotation, cellular component: endoplasmic reticulum. The transcript has 3 exons. NCBI's taxonomy places the organism in Eukaryota, Metazoa, Chordata, Mammalia, Tubulidentata, Orycteropodidae. The record is from RefSeq and is a predicted model, not a curated record.
AUGACAACUGAGGACAAGGAAAUGAUGGAAGACCUGGGGGCGGGAGAAAGCUGCCCAAACUUCCCCAAGAUGUUGCCUGGUGAUCCUAAUUCUGAGGGGAAGUCAAAGGCGACUUUGCCCCCUGCAGCCCAAGAAGCAGAUGCCCCAAAGCCAGACAACUCCCAGGACUACCAAGAGGAGAUGGAGACUUGCGAGGACGGAGGCUGCCCAGGGCCAACCAAGCUGCUGCCCCUCAAGGCUGGCCCCACCACCAAGGGCCAGGCAGGCGAUGGGCCUCAACUCGCGGGGCCGUCCCCGGAUCCGGGAACCAGGCACAAUGCUGAGAUAGAGCUGGAGAAGGUGCGCAUGGAGUUCGAGCUCACGCGGCUCAAGUACCUGCACGAGGAGAACCAGAGGCAGCGGCAGCACGAAGAGGUGAUGGAGCAGCUACAGCAGCAGGCGGCACCCCGCCUGUUUUCAGGAGGGCUUCAGGAUCUCCUGCUCCCCCAGAACCAGUUUGCCAUGUUCCUGUACUGCUUCAUCUUUAUACACAUAAUCUAUGUCACCAAGGAGAUGGUCGUCUUUCUCUUCUCCAAGCACUACCUCUUCUGCAUUGCAGCCAUUUUGCUCUAUUUGAUUAAAACUUUGUGGCCAUACUUUCAAGUGCCUUUACUUUGUCCAUCACUGGGAAUUACCAUUCUAUGGCGUCAUUAG